AUUAUUAUCUGGCGUGCUCACAGCAUCACACAGGUGUGGAGAGAAAUAAACUGUCAAGAAGAGAGGACAGCAGCCAAACGAACACCUUACAACAAAAUCAUGUAUCCUACAUGGACACUGAAAGAGAGCUUUGAACAAUUCAUGAUGAGUUAUGCUGAAAAGCCGGAGGAGAUAACGAGAGAGGAGUGGAUGGAAAAGCUCAACAAUGUCCACAUUCAGAGAGCCGACAUGAACAGGCUCAUCAUGAACUACUUGGUGACAGAGGGGUUUAAGGAGGCAGCUGAGAAGUUCCGUAUGGAGUCUGGAAUUGAGCCCAGUGUGGACCUGGAUUCUCUGGAUGAGAGGAUAAAGAUCCGGGAGAUGAUCCUGAAGGGACAGAUACAGGAAGCCAUUGCACUCAUCAACAGCCUGCACCCAGAACUGCUCGACACAAACCGCUACCUGUACUUUCACCUACAGCAGCAGCACCUGAUUGAGCUGAUCCGUCUGAGGGAGACUGAGGCAGCACUAGAGUUUGCUCAGUCCCAGCUGGCCGAGCAGGGGGAGGAGAGCAGAGAGUGUCUGACAGAGAUGGAGAGAACCCUGGCCCUGCUGGCCUUCGACAACCCUGAGGAGUCGCCCUUCGGAGACCUCCUCAACACGAUGCAGAGGCAGAAAGUAUGGAGUGAAGUGAACCAGUCUGUGCUGGACUACGAGAACAGAGAGUCAACGCCCAAACUGGCCAAGCUCCUCAAACUGCUCCUGUGGGCUCAGAAUGAACUUGACCAAAAGAAAGUCAAGUACCCCAAAAUGACAGACCUCAGCAAGGGCACGAUCGAGGACCCAAAGUGACCGCACACCAGGCUAUGUGUGCCGUGGGAAACUAAAUGGACUCACCUACUCCCCUCCUAUCUAUUUAUGCUCCGACACAGACUGACUCAUCCUACUUUUUUCUUUUUUUGUGUGGGUUGCUUUUUGGGAGACUUUGAUAACAUGGACUGUGCAAACUGGAUGGUUUGUAUUUUUAAAGUGACUUUCUGACUGAAACUUCAACAUCUGAAAUAUAAACCCUUGUAUUUUAAUGAAGUAAAAUUAGACUUUUGUUUCAUGUCUCCGAUAGAUGGUUACAUAUUUCCCAGUUUCACUAUUUUUUUUCUGUCUACUGGCAGGGAAAGUUAGCAAUCUUUGCAUAUGGAGGUGUGUGUUUAAAGCCUAAAUUAGGCUCUCGGGACUAUGUGUCAACCUAGAAGAGGAAUGAAGGUGUGAUGUUUGGGUAGAACGAUUGGUUCCCAUUGCUGUGGUCCACUGUCAACAUUGUUUUAUUUUUCUGAACAAAAACAUGCACAUUUGAGUUUAAUGCUAUAGGAUAGGGGCCAAAGCUUCUGGGUACUGAUGGUGAAUGCUUCAAAGCUGCCAAUGCCCUGUAUCUUUGUCAGAGUUUUAUUGCAACUUUAGUUUUCAUCCUGUGUUAUCUUGAACAAACAAGACAAUAAUGUGAAUACAUACAGAGACAUCCACUCAGUUCACGGUGGCUGUUUUGCAACCGGAUUAUUUACAUGUAUGGAAUAAAAUACUCUUUUGGAACACUUGA
Messenger RNA from Oncorhynchus kisutch (coho salmon), 1570 nucleotides. RefSeq names its product glucose-induced degradation protein 8-B homolog. The record is from RefSeq and is a predicted model, not a curated record. Gene Ontology annotation, molecular function: protein binding. NCBI's taxonomy places the organism in Eukaryota, Metazoa, Chordata, Actinopteri, Salmoniformes, Salmonidae. The coding region runs from base 100 to 831 and encodes 243 amino acids. The transcript has 5 exons.